Messenger RNA from Lethenteron reissneri (Far Eastern brook lamprey), 5757 nucleotides. RefSeq lists its product as uncharacterized. The record is from RefSeq and is a predicted model, not a curated record. Lineage: Eukaryota; Metazoa; Chordata; Hyperoartia; Petromyzontiformes; Petromyzontidae. Gene Ontology annotation, molecular function: protein binding.
GCCGCCCAAGCCGAGGAGGAGUUGUGGAUCCUUGGUGCUUCCAAACACGGCGACGCUCCGCGCGUAGGCGUACGCAAACUGGCACUGGCGAGGCGAAUACGAGGCUACUGGGAGAGCAUCGCUGGAUUGACAGCCAAGGGCGACCUGGUCAGGAGACGAUCCCGGCACCCUGCCACAAUGAGGAAAUCUGGGCCUCCCCUUAUCCUGCCACCACUGGUGGAAGCGGAGGAGGAGUGGGAGAAUGGCGACUGUGGGAUGGUCCCUCCAGCUGGCUGCGGCUCUCCAUCGAUAAACGCAGACGAUGCAUCACUUGAUCGGGACAUUGCAUUUUUCCAGACUUUCACACCAGAGGCCCUCCUGUCUGCGGUCGAGCGGAUCGUGCAAGAACGCAGGAGGAGAAGUGGACCCCCAGUUGAUCGACGCGAGCCAAGCGACAGCGGACUUGCCAUCUCCUCCCCCUCUUGCCGCUCCACCACCGAUACCAAAGGAAAAUCAACGAUCAGAAGAGGAGGACUUCGCCAACUCAGAAACUCUACCUUUUGAUUUUACAGCUGCGGCAGCAGUGGCUGCAUCCAGCCCGCUGACUGCUCUAAUGGUGGAGGCUGACAACGCGGGGGUCCUGCCAGAAUUGGCAAACGGCGGAGGCUUAAUCUCCCGUUGUGUUAAGCAAGCGAUUCGUGAUAAUUCGCCAACUAGGAUGGCGCCAUCCCCAUCGGGUGCCAGGGAUGAGCCCACGCAAUUUGACGCGCGGCCACCUCCGAAGGCUCUGGCCGACGCGUGCGAGGCCAACUCGGACUUGGAGCCGGCGCAAGAAUUCAAGGGGACGUUUGCCAACAGCGGCGCCGACGAACCGACAUCUGUAGAACAGCAAGCAGCAUCGAAGGGCACCGGCGCUGGCACGCAAAGGCGGGCGGAGAUGCCCGCGCCCUCCGACAUUCUGGACGGCGAACCGAAGCGCGGCGAUGCUGGGCUGCGGGAUGACGCCGGGGCGGCCGAAACCAACGACGCCAAAGACUUGGAGCCCCGCGGGGUUCCCGCUGCUGUCGCUGCCGCCGCUGAGAGCAAGUGGACCGCCGAGGCGGAGGAAUCGCCGCCGGGCCCCUUAGCCCUGGCGAGGAUGUGCGAGAACUUCGAGGGCUGGCUCGCCCGACUCGAGCACCGAGUCUCCGCUCGCGACUCCGUGAAGAGGCUCGAGUUUCCCCAAUGCCGCGACGAGCUCAACGCGUUCGUGGCAGUGCAGCACGAGGUGCAGCAGGGGCUGACGCAUCUCGAGGAGCUCAAGGUGCGGCACCGCCAGCUGCUGUGCUCCCACGACCCGGGCACCGUGGCAAUGCAGCGGCCACGCGUGCAGGCCUGCAACCACCGCUGGGUGGGCCUCAAGAAGGUGGUGGCAACGAUCAUCAAAACCCUGCGGCGCUCUGUGGCUCAGUGGGAGGAGUUCGAGGGGGCGUGCAAGGACCUCAUGGUGUGGCUCACGGAGACGGAUCUGCGGCUCACAAACCUCGAGCACUUUGGCGAGUGCGAAGCGCAGGCCCGGAGCGACCAGCUCAGGGCAUUCCAGGAAGAAUUGGCGAAGAGGCAGAAGACGCUCAACAGCCUGCGGAAGCAGGCCGAGCGACUCGGGGAGGUGGGACCGGCCGGGCACAGGCUGGAGGAGGCCCUCAAGUACUUCACGGAGACCUCGGUCCGCGUCACCCGAUACCUCGGCAGGUCUGCCAACAUCUCCAUGCCACCAGAUUCUGGAGAGGGUGAGGGAAGCCCUCCAGAGACUUCCGGAGCCGCUCAUGUGACGAAACCCAGGACGAGUGUCGAGCCCAAUGGACCAGGUUGCCGCCAAUCUCAAAUUCCCAAACCCGAGCGCAGCUGUCGGCCACGUGAGACCCGCGUGAGCCACCAUCAUCAGCCACCUGCAUCGCCACUGGCGGUAAUUUCCGGCAGCGUCAUUGGCGACACCUCGCUCAGCCCUUUGGGAUUUCGGAACUCGCCGGUGCCGGGACAUCGUAGCCCCGAAGCGGUGACACCGACAGGUGACGUCGCGGGCCGGUGUCGCCGUCUCACCUCCACCCCUGUUGAAGACGCGUCGCGCAAAACCUCGGAGGAGGCCUCCGGAGGAGAACUACUUUACAUGGGACCUGCAGAGCACGACUCUUCAGCAGAACGGCGGCGCGAUUACGAGCCGGCAUCAGGUCGUGAAUCGCUCGCGUCUGACGCGUGGACCGCGUCCGCGAGCAAGGACGGCCAGGAGAGUGGAGCGUCUGUGAGAACUCACGCCGAGCUGUCAUUUGCUCGCGAGUCGCCCUCCAGCCUCGAUUGGUCCCUGAGGCCUGCGCACGCCCGUCAAGGGAGCCCGUCGCUCUCCCUGGAGUGGGACAGCUACGACGUGAGAGUGGCGCCUGGCGGAGAGUUGCAGGGAGAAAACUCUUUGGGACUCGCGCCCACCGAGACAAUGCCGUCGCUGGAGGAGGGCGAUGCUGUGAAUAGCAGAGCGAGCGGCGCAUGCGGACGGGCAGAGAGAAAGGCGUGUAGGAAUGAAGGCAAACGGAUUUGCAAAAGUGCCGUCAGAGACGUCGGUGACGUUGGUGUCUGGAUGGACGGCGCAGAGGCACCCAGUCACGAAAACCACCUGUUCCUGCGGAAGAAGGAGUCCACCCACAUCUCCCAGCUCCGGGAGCAAGGAGCAGACGCCUCGUGCUCACCGAGGGAACCCUCCUUCGAGCGGACCGAGCUCGAUGACGACGACGGCGACGGCGGUGGCGGCGGCGACGUCAACCUGGCCCACCUGCUGGAGAGGGGCGAGGGCCCGUGGCUGGGCCCGCGCAGGCCCUCGCCAUGCGCCGCCAUCUGGUGGAGAGUUCGCUCGGCGCCGUGGCGCUGGAGGGCGUCUGGGUGGCGGUGCCGCUGGGCCGACAUUUGCCGCGCUCUGCGGGCCCUCCGGUCUCUGCCCCGGCUGCUCGUGGUGAUGCUCGCGGCCGCUGGGUUCCUGCUGUGGGCAGGGUGCAUCUCGAUUGGCGGAGUGCCCCGCUUGCCGCCCUCCUAGGAUCGCCACAUCCUGAUGCUGCAAUACAAAAUUUGGAAAUUAAAAAAACCUACCAGGACGCGUAAUGGAAAGACGGAGCGGAAAGAUGUUGCAAAAAACAGAAGAGGACCUCGCUUGUCAAUGCAAGUGAUUAAAAAAACAACCUGGACAUUUUUUGGGACAUCAUGGUGAAAUAUAUGGAAGAAGGUAGAACUGCACGUGAGUGCAUUGUCUUGAGUGGUGUAUUAUUAUGCAGCUGACAACUGGACUCUUACUGUCCUUCCUGGAAGACUGCAGAUUUACAAGGACAGCAGCUACAUCCUCGUCAAGAGGAUGAUCUUGGGAAAACCAGGACACAGAUAGAACCCCCCCCCCCCCCAUCCUGAAAUGGUGAUGUGCAGGGGACUCGAUUAAUGAGAUUUCUCAGGACGCAGAGAGCCCAACUACUAUACUCGUAGCCUCGUUGGAAAACAUUGAAAGCAGAAGGAGCAAAGAGGAAGUGGCGGUGGAAUGACCCAGCUCGCGAGAGGUUGCGCCGACCGAGGGGAAGCGUUGGCACAUCGCUGUCCGUCACCUUCCGAGCAACGAUGGGCGAACGGACGGACAUAGUGCAGCUGACCGACCUGCGUUUGUGAAAUCUUUUUAUACGUGUAUAUAUAUGAUGUAAUUAAAAAUAACAUUUGUUUUGUGUUUUAAUUCACCGUGGCGGUUAUUUAAGGGGGUACUAAAAUAGCAUUGCGCCCGUGCUAGCACAGGUGUGAUGUGGAGCGUGCUGUGAAUAGGCGCCGCGUGCCGUUGAGACCCCAACGCGGCAAUUCCAUUGCGCUGCUCUCCCCUAGCAGGUUAAGGUGCAGCCCCCGCAAGUGCUUUCUCAAACCACCACCGCUGCCUCGGAGAGCCCCUCUCCCGUGUGGAGAACCUCUUUGCCAUCGGCGGUGAGAGCGAGCAAUUGCCGGGCUGCUAGAGAAAGACCCUCUCGGGAGGGUAUUUGACCAAAUCUUCCACCACUGGGCAGCCAUUUUUUUCUGUUUAACAAAUAAACAUUCAUUUCACUUUUUGAAAUGGGUGGGAGUCCCCACGCGUUUACCCCCCCCCCCCCCACUCGUGACCUACCGAUCGAUUCGCGAUGACUUCUGGAUUGAAAGUCCAGUGUGCCGACAUACGGCAGCGUCCAUGUCAUUGCUUUUGAGCGUCCCACUUGGGUAGAAGAGAAAAAAAUGUUGCGUGAAUUUUGCUCGUCGACAGCACACUGUGCCCAUUAGCAUCAGACCACAGCCGGGUGCAACAACACAACCCUAUCUCGGGUCGACUUGUACCUUAGGGGAUUAAAGUCUGGACACAGGAUCGCACUCAGCAAUCAAAAGCCUUGCCAUGCCCAUGUUUUUUUACUGGCUUAACACAAAUCCAGUAUACAGUGUGCGUGUGUGAAGUAAACAUCAAGGGUGAGAGGCACAUUUUAACCCAUUUUUAAAAAUAAAUGUAUAACUUUUAUUUUGCAAAUGAGCCGAGGCAAAAACAGCUCCGUGAAAAAAAAUGUGAGCCUGUUUCUGCAUCGUUGAUGAGUGCUCUUGCGUGCUGAACAAUGUAUGUCUUCUCCGACAUGACAAUUGUGCUGUCUGCGGCAUUGUCUUGAGAAUAGUACCCUCUUGCACCACUCUGUGACUGAGGAUGUUCCCGGAAGACCACGUCACAGAACUACAGUACUUCAUAAGUUUCCAUAUGCCAGCAAAACUCCAUUAGGUGUCUCCACAUUCAACUAUAUCUUUUUUACUUGUGGGUCAUCGCGUUUGUUUUUCCAGAUCAAUAUUGUGCAGCAAGAAAAUUGUUUGUUGAAACAAUCUCUGGACCGGUCUAACGUGUCAGGGUUUAAUCAGCAUUUGCUGCUGGGUUACCAGAUGUAAUUGGCAAGAGCACUCCAUCUAACCUAUGGUGGUCUGUUCAAUAAAAAAAACGCGUGUGUGUGUGUCCUUAUGAAAUCCGCUCACUGAAGCCCCAUCAAUUGGGCCUCUAUCCACAAGAGGCACACGUUUUAUACUACCCUGUAAUUUAGUGAUUGUUAUAAUGUCCAAAAGAAAUAGUUUUAAGCAUCAAUGCUGGAAUUUAGCCAAGUUAAUUUUUUUUAAAUGUAUGUAAUGCAGCACGGGGUAUUUUUUUCCCAUACGCUUGUGACCUAAUUAUUUGGUUAUAUUUUAUUGUCGUUUGUGACCGGGCUGCGGCCAUCACUGUAUAAAUGCACUUGAGAAGGCAUUUUAAUGAGUGGCUGAAUCCCAAAGAUGCCAGCCAGAAUCUUGGCGAUGCUGGCUCGCUCCUCUGACACUUGGUCACAGUGUUAACAACAGCAACAACAACAAGUCUACGAAUGUUUUUCAACCCCAAAAAGCCCUGACACCUGUGCCCACACGAGUCAGCUAAAUUCAGUGCAUCCUGACCCCGUUGGCUUGAGCGCUUCCGUCUUUGUUUUAUAAAUGGGUUUUACGUUGCGCCGUUAUUAUGUAAUAUCUUAGUGUUUUUUUUAAUAUGUAACGUAUGGCGAGUUUUAAAUUGAUGUUGAAGAAAUUAACAACCUGAUUUUAGUUCACGGAUAUUGUGUCGUACAUGGCAGAGGAAUUGAAAAGUGCCCGAAGGCCACACGUCCAACUGCGAUUGCGACUACUACUUGACAUUUGACGGGUUUUUUUGUAAAGUAAAUGUGAUGUGGGAAAAGUUCAAAUAAAUUCGUUAUUUUUGUCAAUGCAUUUUAA